GGAAACUGAGAAAGCUUUAAGGAAGAAAGAGUGGAAUACAGGGGAGGGGAAAAAAGAGAAAGUUGACUUAAGUUUUUGAAAACAAAAUUGAAAUGACGAAUUACUGUUAGAUGUAGAACUCAAGACUAAAGAACUGGGCUAUAAGUGAGAAAUGGGACCACUGGAAUGACUCAAAGAAAAAACAAUUCUACGAGGAUAAGAAAAGAAACCAUAUCCUUGGCUUUCUAUAUUUUUUCUAUAUAUAUAUUAUUUUUUUGUUUCUUGCUGUAAUUAGCACAGCUACUGUUGUAUCGUUUCACUUUCACACUCAAUUCUUUCGCCAUCAUACUGUAUAAACAGCCCCGUUCUCUCUUUGCUCUACUGUGUUGCUCCUCCUCCUCCUCCCCUUCAUUCGUCUGCAUUAAGCUUCUUCUUCAUCUCUCCGCUGCUCCGAGACCCCGGGCGGCAGCAAGUGCUUAGGGGAGCUCCUCAGAAGACCAGACCAUCGUGAACACUGGAGCUGCUGCUGGUCUCCAGUCAUCCUCCCAGCAUGAGGACAAGGGAGAAGGGGAGCACCACUCCUCCUUAUGUAUGUGUCCUAGAAGAGAGAGAGAGGGGUUAAAAAAAAAGUAGGCAGUGAGCUUGUUAGUGAUGCAGAAUUUGUGGAAAGAAAGAUUAAAAAAAAAAAAAGAACAGAAAUAGAGAUUUGAGGGAAUGAAUGAAAAAUAACAUGAGUGAUUCAGGAAAGAGCAGGAGCAGAGUGGCACUGAGGGAGUGAGCAAAUAGGAGCAGGAGGGAGGGAGUAAGACGGAGAGAGAGAGAGAGAGAGAGGGACGGAGAGGGAGGGAGGGAGGGAGGGAGGGAGGCGAAACAACACUGCAGACACUCGCCCACUGUCACUGCUCCACAGCCAGAGGACGGAGGCAGCAGCGAUGGAGGAGGACGACUGUACCAUCAUCCAUCGGUACCUCAGCCUCCAACUGUGACUGACUGAUGGACUCAGUAACUCUCACACUGAGUAAGUGACUGACUGAGGGAGCGAGCGGUGCCACCAUCCUGGACCAUCCUGCCAGGGAAGGAGAGAGAAAUUAAAUCCAAGAAAAGGAAAGAAAACAACUUUUUUUUUUCUGACCUUCACUUGAAACCAAAGACUGGUGCUGAACUCGUGGAUCAUCUCCUCCUGCUGGACCGACCUUCCCCCAAAACACAAAAACAUUAUUUUGUACUUCUUGUUGGACUAUUUUGUUUUUGGACUCUCCUCAUUUUUCAUCAUUUCUUGACUUCUUGAACUGGGUGGAUUUACUUUUUUGGAAUCCCUGUACCAUGGGGCCAGAUUGGAGGGGCUCAGCAGGGGCAGUAGCAGCAGUGACCCUCAGGAAAAGGACAGAGGGGGCCAGGUAUCUUUUAGGGACUCUGCUGCUGCUGCUGUUCGUCUGUGGUUUCUGGACGGCUGGAGCUCAGACGGACGAUGGGCUGUCAGUCUACUUCUGGGAAACAGGUUCUUGGGGCAGGUGUAUGGGCAGCGAGUGUGGCCCAGGUGGCAGCCAAAGCCGGGCUGUCUGGUGUGCCCAUGUGGAUGGCUGGACGACGCUUCACACCAACUGUGACCAGAGCCAACGACCGUCCAAUCAGAGGAACUGUUUCCAUGUGUGUGACUGGCACAAAGACCUUUAUGGAUGGGAACUCGGUUCCUGGAACCUGUGUGUUCCAGUGUCAACGAGGACCUUCGUGGCCUCACGCCUGUUUAUGUGCAGUGGGGGUGAAGAGGGUAUUCAGACCCGGGACGUGGGCUGCACACUGAAGUCAGAUGGAUCUCCGGCUGAGGAUUCUAUCUGUGAGUAUUUCGAACCCAGACCUCGUCAGGAGCAGGCGUGUUUGAUCCCCUGCCCUCAGGACUGCGUGGUGUCAGAAUAUUCACCCUGGACGUCCUGCUCCAAGACAUGUGGGACAGGACUCAGGAACAGAGUCCGCAGUGUUCUGGUUCCUCCACUUUUCGGAGGCACCAUUUGCCCCAAUCUGACGGAGUUUCAGUCCUGCAGACCAGGACCCUGCACCGGUCCAGAGGGCAUGUACAGUCUCAGGGUCGGACCGUGGAAUCCCUGUGUUCUUCCGCAGACUCGGACAACGCGACAAGCCAAACGCAGGAAGGGCAAAGGACAGGGUCUGAGAGACAGAGGUGGAGUCAAAGAUCCAGAGACCAGGGAACUGAUCCAAAAGAAACGCACCAGGAACCGCCUUAACCGUCAGGAGAGUCCAUUCUGGGACAUCCAGGUGGGAUACCAAACCCGCGACGUGAUCUGCACACACAGGAAUGGGAGCGGGGUGACACGAAGAUGUGAAGUGGGCCGGACCAGUUCUUGGGGCAGGUGUAUGGGCAGCGAGUGUGGCCCAGGUGGCAGCCAAAGCCGGGCUGUCUGGUGUGCCCAUGUGGAUGGCUGGACGACGCUUCACACCAACUGUGACCAGAGCCAACGACCGUCCAAUCAGAGGAACUGUUUCCAUGUGUGUGACUGGCACAAAGACCUUUAUGGAUGGGAACUCGGUUCCUGGAACCUGUGUGUUCCAGUGUCAACGAGGACCUUCGUGGCCUCACGCCUGUUUAUGUGCAGUGGGGGUGAAGAGGGUAUUCAGACCCGGGACGUGGGCUGCACACUGAAGUCAGAUGGAUCUCCGGCUGAGGAUUCUAUCUGUGAGUAUUUCGAACCCAGACCUCGUCAGGAGCAGGCGUGUUUGAUCCCCUGCCCUCAGGACUGCGUGGUGUCAGAAUAUUCACCCUGGACGUCCUGCUCCAAGACAUGUGGGACAGGACUCAGGAACAGAGUCCGCAGUGUUCUGGUUCCUCCACUUUUCGGAGGCACCAUUUGCCCCAAUCUGACGGAGUUUCAGUCCUGCAGACCAGGACCCUGCACCGGUCCAGAGGGCAUGUACAGUCUCAGGGUCGGACCGUGGAAUCCCUGUGUUCUUCCGCAGACUCGGACAACGCGACAAGCCAAACGCAGGAAGGGCAAAGGACAGGGUCUGAGAGACAGAGGUGGAGUCAAAGAUCCAGAGACCAGGGAACUGAUCCAAAAGAAACGCACCAGGAACCGCCUUAACCGUCAGGAGAGUCCAUUCUGGGACAUCCAGGUGGGAUACCAAACCCGCGACGUGAUCUGCACACACAGGAAUGGGAGCGGGGUGACACGAAGCCUCUGCACAUAUAGAGACCUGCCACUGACCAUCCAGUCCUGUGUGCUGUCCAAGGACUGUCAGGUGACUGACUGGAGCCAAUGGGGCCCCUGCUCCAAAACCUGCAGGGAUAUACAGUCCCCAGCAGGAAAUCGCACCCGGAGCAGACAGGUACUCCAGUUCCCCGUAGGCGAAGGUGGAGAGUGUCCACCGCUGGAGGAGAUGCAGCCGUGUGAACCUCAGGAGGAGCAAGCGUUGCCAUGUACUAUGUACACCUGGAAAACCACAGAGUGGAGCGACUGUAGAGUUGACUUGUUGCUCAGCCAGCAGGACCGUCGACGCAGCAAUCUGACGGGUCUUUGUGGAGGAGGUCUGCAGACCAGAGAGGUUUACUGUGUCCAGGCCAAUGUUAAGCUGCAGAAAGGCCUCAGCGACGACGACAAAGCUUCCCAACCUGUGGAGAACAGACUGUGCCAGCGGCCGAUCCCUAACAGGUCUCAGCUUUGCCAUGUCCCCUGUCCAAUAGAGUGUGAGGUCUCGCCCUGGGGUGCCUGGGGGCCCUGCACCUAUGAAAACUGUGAAGACCAGAGUGGGAAGAAAGGUUUUAAACUAAGGAGACGACGGAUCACCAACCAGCCGACAGGAGGUUCAGGAAACUGCCCCCACCUGGUGGAGGCACUGCCUUGUGAUGAUCCCUCCUGUUACUACUGGCAGCUGGUCAGCCUGGAUCAGUGUGUCCCCGGAGACGGGAGGACGUGUGGCCCCGGAGCUCAGCUGGCUCAGGUCCAGUGUGUCAACAGCAGUGGAGAUGUGGUGGACCAAAACCUCUGCUCCUCGUCUUCCCCUCCUGGACCCAUUCCCUGUGUGGUUCCCUGCUCCAGGGACUGUGUCCUCAGCGACUGGACCCCCUGGUCCACCUGCUCUCAGACCUGCUCCAGUAAGACCAUCGAGGGGAAGCAGAUGAGGAUUCGCUCCAUCCUGGCGUAUAAUGCUGGAGAAGGCGGUGCUCUCUGCCCAAACAGCAGUACUCUUCAGGAAGUACGUAAUUGUAACGAACACGCCUGUACGGUUUACCACUGGCAGACUGGACCCUGGGGCCCAUGCACGGAAGACUCCUCCUCAUUCACCCCCAACACCUCCGCUGGGGGCCCUCAGGGUUCCUGCUCCAUGGGAAUGCAGACCCGUAAAGUCAUCUGUGUGCGGGUCAACGUAGGACAGGUGCCUCCCAAGAAGUGUCCAGAGGGUCCUCGCCCCAGCACAGUGAGAAGCUGUCAGCUACCCUGUAAAAAGGACUGCAUCGUGACACCCUUCAGUGACUGGAACCCAUGCCCUGUCACCUGUGAUGCAGCCGGUAAUGUAGCGAAGAGAAAGCAAUCUAGGAAACGUCUGGUCAUCCAGCUGCCAUCUAAUGGAGGACAGGAGUGCCCAGAUGUUCUGGAAGAGGAGAAGGAUUGUGAGCUGCCUACUGUGUGUCCAGGAUACAGGUGGAAAACACACAAAUGGAGGAAGUGCCAGCUGGUCCCCUGGUUUCUCAGACAGGACAGUCCCACUGCACAGGAGACCUGUGGGCCUGGCAUACAAACCAGAGCUGUUUCCUGUCGCCAGCUGGACGGGACACAGGCAGACAUCAGCCAGUGUCUGAAGUUGGCCAAAGCCAUGCCUGUCAUCACUCAGCACUGUCAGCUGCCCUGUCAGGAUGACUGCCAGCUCACCAACUGGUCCAAGUUCUCCUCCUGCACCGCAGACUGUGUCGGGGUCCGAAGCAGGAAAAGGACGCUAAUUGGGAGGAGCAAGAAGAAAGACAAGUGCAAAAACACGCAGAUGUACCCACUGAGUGAGACCCAGUACUGUCCCUGCGACAAGUACAACGCUCAGCCGGUGGGCAACUGGUCUGACUGCAUCCUGCCCGAGGCUGAUAGAGCUGAGAGCAGCCUGGGGAUGAAAAUCCAGGGGGACGUCAAGGAGUGUGGACAGGGCUACCGCUACCAGGCUAUGGCCUGCUACGACCAGGACAACAGGCUGGUGGAGACGUCACGCUGCAACAGCCAUGGUUACAUCGAGGAAGCCUGCAUCAUCCCCUGUCCUUCAGACUGUAAACUGAGUGAAUGGUCCAACUGGUCACGCUGCAGCAAAUCCUGUGGCAGUGGGGUCAAGGUUCGCUCAAAGUGGCUUAGAGAGAAACCCUACAAUGGUGGACGACCGUGUCCUAAACUGGACCACAUCAACCAGGCUCAGGUGUACGAGGUGGUCCCGUGUCAGAGCGACUGUAAUCAGUACGUGUGGGUGGCCGAGCCAUGGAGUGUGUGGAAAGUCAGCAAUGUGGAUUUGAAAGAGAACUGUGGGGAAGGAGUCCAGACCAGAAAAGUCAGAUGCAUGCUAAACACCAUCGACGGCCCCUCGGAAUCAGUGGAGGAUUACCUCUGUGACCCUGAGGAGAUGCCACUGGGGGCGAGAGAGAGCCGACUACCCUGCCCCGAAGACUGUGUCCUGAAUGACUGGGGACCCUGGAGCCGCUGCAGCCUGCCCUGUACCCGAACCAAUAAUCGAGUUCGGACGGCGUACAUCCUCCGGUCACCCAGUGUCGGGAGGCUGUGUCCGGCCACCACAGACGGAGAGCCCUGCAGCCUGAACCUCAACUGUUUCAACUACUUCUACAACAUCACUGACUGGAGCACGUGUCAGUUAAGUCCCAACGCCGUAUGUGGGAGUGGCAUCAAGACCCGGAUGCUGGAUUGUGUUCGCAGCGACGGCAAAUCAGUGGAUUUAAAAUUCUGCAAUGAGUUGAACCUGGAGAGAAAAUGGCAGAUGAACGUCUCCUGUGUGGUGGAGUGUCCCGUCAACUGUCAGCUGUCAGAGUGGUCAUCCUGGUCCGAGUGUUUACAGACCUGCGGGCUGGAGGGUAAGAUGUGGCGUCGUCGCUCGGUGGUCCAGGCCUCUCAGGGUGAUGGCCGACCCUGUCCCUCUCAGAUGCAGCAGUGGAAGCCCUGCCCGGUCCGGCCGUGCUACCGUUGGCAGUACAGCCUCUGGUCUGAGUGUCGGGUGGAGAGUGUGGUGUGUGGACACGGCCUGCGUUACAGAAACCUGUCCUGCUUUGUGUCAGACGGCUCUGAUGAAGACAGGCUCAGCCUAGUGGAUGAGGAGCUGUGCAGCAGCCUGGAGCUCGCCGUGGACGGUGACAAGAAGAUCACACUCAAGGAGGCCUGCACUCUUCCCUGCCCAGGUGAUUGUUACCUGAUGGAAUGGUCUGACUGGAGUCCUUGUGCCAGCAUCUGCAUCAAAGGAUCUGACAUGGACUUUGGUGCUGUUCAAGCUCGUUCCCGAGCCGUUCUGGCCCAGGAGCCAGAAAACCUCCAGCUGUGUCCAGACCAGGCCUGGGAGUCUCAGUCCUGCACUGGGGGCGACUGUUACGAGUACAAGUGGCUGAUCAGCGUUGACCCGAACUCCAGCCGUCCUCUGAUCUGGUGUCAGCGCUCAGAUGGACUCAACGUCACAGGAGGCUGCCUUCCCAUCAACCCUCUGGCAACCAAUGGUUCCUGUGACCCUCCGUGUCUCAUGCCCAAGUCCUUCUGCAGUGAGGCUGGCGAUUGCAUCUGUGAGGAAGGAUUCACAGAAGUGCUGUCACCCCUGGGUCUCCUGGAUCAGUGUGCCCCCAUUCCAGUGCUGGAGAUCCCCACAGAGGGGGACAGGAAGGGGGACGUGAAGACCAGCCGAGCUAUUAAUCCCACCCAACCUGGAACUGUUCAACCUGGGAGAGCGGGACGCUCCUGGUACUUACAGCCAUAUGGACCAGAUGGGAAGCUGAAGAUUUGGGUGUACGGUGUAGCAGCUGGAGCCUUUGUGCUCCUCAUAUUCAUAGUGUCUAUGAUAUACCUAGCUUGCAAAAAGCCAAAAAGACCUCAGAGACAGAGACAACAAAAUAACCGGCUGAAGCCUCUGACUCUGGCCUAUGAUGGAGACACUGACAUGUAAACGUCCAGAGGACGCUUGAAUGACGACCUCACCAUCACCAGGAGGACGAACAAACACCUCGACAUCCUCAUGUUUGUCUCCUGUCAAGGACACGAUGUCACAGAGUGGAGACAGAGAGUCACUGUUUUUGUUGCUGAACAAAGAAAAAAGAGAAAAAGUAGCUAAAGUCUUAGGAAGGACUGACUGUUCCCACGUUUGCCAAAAGUCACUGCAGAAGGAGAAAAGACGGAUGAGGGGGUUCGAGAGAGUGAGAAGAAAAUCUGCGUUAAAAAGGUUUGGACUCAUAUUCUGCAAACAGAGGAUCUGAAUCUAAUCUCAUUUACAGUCUUAAACUACAGGAGGCUUUCCUUCUCCUCUGUCUUUCUUCGUUUUUUUCUUUUCUUUUUUUGGCUUGAUUUCGAGGCUCACAGGCUGCAGGAGUUUCUGGGAUGAACUGCUCAGUGAUCACCUGAUCUGAUCAGAUCCUCAGCACCUGUCUGACUCCACACGUCUUUGUUUUAUCGCACUAUAUUAGUGCAGCAUGAGAUGCACACGUGACUUCUGCCUUUUUAUUGCCAUUAAAUGUUCGAAUCACUGCCUCUUAGACAAGAGAGAAAAACAGAGCAGCUCAGUAUUUCAAGGACAAAAUAGGUCACUUAUUAUGACCCUUUACUGGCCCACAAGUAGACUUCACAUUUGGUCCAGAUUUAUGGAAAAAAAAAUAGAACUGACCCAGAUAAGCCCCUAUGUUGAAAAAACAGGCUUCCAAAACUAGUCUUUUUUAAAAAAAAAACAAUGUAGCCCACAUGGACCAGAUACAUACAGUAUGCAAACAGACUGGGUCUACACAUUUAUGUUGUAUGAUUUAAUCCUGGCCAAAAGACACUUCUGUUAGUUACUUUAUUGGAAUGUAGAACACAUUAUGAGUUAAUAACUGGGCCAAACGACUUCAUUAUAGAAAAUAAUUUUUCAAAUGUCUCCAAAUCUUCACCAUAGGAGUGACUUUUAGUAUAAACUGUGAUGGAAUGUCUUUAUUUCAAGACUGUGGUUUUAUAAUUAUAUUUUUUUUUUCCAUGAGUUUGGUCUUAAGCAGGGGUGUCAAACAUAUGGCCCGUGGGUCAAAACCGGCCCGCGAGGGUGUUCAAAACCGGCCUGCUUGAUGAUUUUUGAAAACAAAAAAAAUACAUAAACACUGUUGUUCAGGAGAUUUUUUGAAAAUUAUAUUUAAUUAAAAAUUAUUAAAUAAUCAUAAAUAUCUAAUAUACGUGUACGUCUUUGCCUGAAACUGGGGAAAACAUGGAAUGAUUGUUAUUUGUAGUUAAUGAUUGAACUGGUCCGCUCCUCUUGAAAUCUAAUUAUGUAAGUAUGCGGCCCAUGAACCAAUAGAAGUUUGACACCCCUGGUCUAAAGAGGUUUUUUUUUUUUUUUUCUGGUCUGGGAUCUUCACUGUAAACAACACUGGUAGCAUAGCAUUGCUUCACUCUGUUUAAAAGGUGGUGGUAAGGUGGUAAUUGUUUUAUUUUUUCUAUUUUUGAUGUUCUUGUAUGAAGUACUGAGUCUAUUGGUUUUACUAACAUUCAGACACUGGGUGCCCUGAAACAUCAGUGGGAACAAAACCUACAAAAACUGAAGCCCUUUGACAUUAUUCUAAAAUAUUAUCUUACCAAAUAUUACAAACUAGGCCUUGGUUUACAGCCACAUCUCAAGUUAACUUUACAUUGUCCUUUUUUCUUACUGAGUGUUAAAACUCCUUUAUUCAAUAAAACAAGGAAAUCUGAAAGUAUUAGACAAGUAGGGCUUCAUACCUAUGACGCAGUAAUGGGGUCACAUUGGGAAUGAAAAAAAAAAGUUUGAGAUUAGAAUUAUGCAUUUACUGUAUGUGAAAAAAGUUGUAAAUUUAUGAAAAAUGAUCAAAGUUCAAGUCAAAAUAUGAGUAUAAACAGAAAAAGAUGAGAAACUAGCCAGAACACUGGAGCCGACGGUGAUGUGAUGGUGAUGAUCUAUUCUAGAAGAAGUAGUUUCUCCUUAUCUGUGAUCCCAAUACUAAAGUUUAACUUCAUAAGAUUCUCUGUGUUUCUCAUUCUGACAACAUUAUGGUUAAAGCUGUGUGCUUUUCUCUCGUCUGCCCCGAAAUACAUCAUCACUGAAACUUAAAACGAGUAAACUUACAACUUCAUUCUUGUAAAUCUAUUAUUUUAGUCUUGUAAGCUUCUUUUUUCCCCCUCUAUGUUCCUAUAAUUUAGGGAUGUCCAAUAUUAUUGGCUGACUGAUAAUAUUGGCUGGUAUUAGAGCAAUAUAGUAAUAUCUGUAAGAUACGUGAUUUCUUUCACAAAAUGACAUGUGCCCUAAAAAUAGAUUAACGCCCUGGCGACAGACCAGUCAAAUAUUGCCAGGCGCUCAAUAGUAUAUAAUAUAAUUUGGGAGGGGUGGGAUGUGUGAAAAAAUUUCUUACCCCUAGGGGGCGCAUGGCUUUAACCCUUCACCUUAUUGAGCAGGCGGCACUUAACUUCCUUAACCAUCAGACCACCCCUGUCACUCUAUAUCAGUAUUUGGACAAUAUUGGCAUAUUGGAUAUCGGCAAAAAGUUAAUAUUGAACAUCCCUACUGUCAUUCCAUAAUUUUAGACAUUUUUUUCUAUUCUCAGUGUGGCUCUAAGACUUCAUCGUACAUAAGAUUACAGGUUUGUAAAAUAGAUGAAAAGUAUUUUAUAUUGCUACGCUUUUUGUUGUUCGGGAAACCUAAAGUUCUACUUCGUCCCUGCUGGAUGCCAUAUUUUCAGUGUUUUCAACUCAGCAAUUGCAACAUCUGUGACGUUUUGGUGAAAAUACUGGACUUUAAUUUGUCCGUAAAAAAUUGUUUAUUAACCAUUGAUCCGGAUGAGAUCUAUUACCUUUUGUAUCUGCAGGAGCCGGUUAUUGAAACGCUAACGUUUUGACUUAAAUAACAAUCACCUCAUGCAUUAAAAGUUCUUUCUGCCUUACUGAGAGUAAGAGACAGAAAAUGAAUACUAACAGUCGUAUGACUCAAAUGAGCCUUAAAAUGAACAUUGACCACCACACAGUUCACACACUGUUGGCUUAACACAGAGUAAUGAGGAAACGCCUGUGUUUAGGCUGUUCUUAAUAGGAAAACCCUUCGUUCUUUAAUCCUAGUAUUGAAACCAAUCUCUUAGAUCCUCUGAUUUUAGGCAAAAUACUUAAUAUCCUAAACAGCAAAAUACUGUACAUCCAGAGCAAGGUUUUAUUAGGCCUGCAUGCAGUAAUGAUGUAGGGGCAUUUAGAGGCCUAAUCAGUGUAGCCAGACUGGAGGCCCCUUCUUUAUCCUGGCUCUAAUGUAGAGCUAGAAUACAGUGGAAUUCAUUCCAAAUACUGGGCCGGACAAGGUCAUCAAGGUCAACGAGGGCAGAAGAGAUUGACUUUGUGAUAUGAUGUAGCCCACAAGCUUGGAUUUCUGAUGUGGAUGUUGAAAGUUGAUCUUUUCCCUCACUGGGCCAACAUAACAUAGCCCAAAUUAUGGAUGCUUGCAGAUCAGAUGUGGGCCACCAGGGGCCUAUACUUCAGUGCUAAUGUACAAGUUAGCAAGGUAACAACGUUACUGUGUGGGAUACACUAAAAAUAACUGAAAAUACAAAUAUAUGUACGUAACAUAAAAAAACUACUACGAGAACACGCCUACUCUGAGGUGGACGUCAAAUUAAAAACUGGUGUAAGAAAGAAGUUUACCUUUUAAUGUGGGGUUUGUAUAUAAUGUUUUUUUGGGGGGGGGCCGCGGGGGUAAAAUGAAAGUGUGUGUACAUUAAUUUUGUAUGGCAGAGAAAAUGUUUAGUUUGAGCGUGUGACAUCUAUGACUGUGGUUGUCAUGAUGAAGUGGCCUGCUGUGGAAAAAAGAAAACCCAAUUGAAACGAGUCAGUUGUUUUUUGUACAGGUUGUGUUUAUGUUCGAGAAGAGAUGUUCAAAAUAAAUAGGACACAGUUGGUAACGU
This is a messenger RNA of Cynoglossus semilaevis (tongue sole), 11077 nucleotides long. It is a transcript of the gene thsd7ab, whose product is annotated as thrombospondin, type I, domain containing 7Ab. The record is from RefSeq and is a predicted model, not a curated record. Gene Ontology annotation, biological process: actin cytoskeleton organization. The transcript has 31 exons. Gene Ontology annotation, cellular component: plasma membrane. Lineage: Eukaryota; Metazoa; Chordata; Actinopteri; Pleuronectiformes; Cynoglossidae. The coding region runs from base 1303 to 7116 and encodes 1937 amino acids.